AUGGGGUCCCCUCGCCGCAUGUCCGUCGCGCCCACCGCCCUCCUCAUCCUACUCCUCCUCGUCGCCACGGAGAUGGGGACGAUGAAGGUGGUGGAGGCCCGGACGUGCCAGUCGAGGAGCCACAAAUUCAAGGGCGGCUGCUUCAGCGACAGCAAUUGCGCCAACGUGUGCCACACCGAGAACUUCCCCCGCGGGACCAUGCCCCAUUACGUCGAGCCCAAGUGCUACUGCGAGCGGGAUUGUUGA
Triticum aestivum (bread wheat) is the source of this 246-nucleotide messenger RNA. Its product is annotated as defensin Tm-AMP-D1.2-like. The record is from RefSeq and is a predicted model, not a curated record. Gene Ontology annotation, biological process: defense response. The transcript has 3 exons. NCBI's taxonomy places the organism in Eukaryota, Viridiplantae, Streptophyta, Magnoliopsida, Poales, Poaceae. The coding region runs from base 1 to 246 and encodes 81 amino acids.